AUGAUCGCUGGCAAGUCAAUGUCAAGUCCAACCUGUUCCGUGAUCACCGUCGAUGACUCUAACGACGAAGAUCUAGCUAUUGUACAGAAUCAAAAUGAUACUGGAAUCUUGUCCCACGAAUCAGAAUCCAAUUGCUCGAAUCAGGCUAAAAAAUUAUGUGAGGAGCUGCCGGCAAAGGUCUUGAACUCUGAUAGAUUGGAGAUUGAAGGAGAACCUUCUGACAGUGCGGAAGAUACUAUUAACGAGUCAGCACCUCAUGGAAAGCUAAAUGUGAAGCGAAAUUCAGCGCAGCAUGUUAAAGUCACUUUGGAUUCGGGGACUGAUAUGACAGGGAACAUGAAUCAGCUGAAAUUUGCUGACAGCUGUGGGCGCAUGUAUGCGGAUGCCAUGUCUUUUAGUGAGCUGCAAGCUCAGCAACUUGAAUUUGAGAGGCUUCAGGCAAAAGCGCAACGUGGAUCGACAAGUUUGCGUCAAGCGACAAUAGGCAUCAAACGUAAGGCACAUGUAGCUGAUUCGAGAUCCCACAGCUCGCAGAAGUCUCGGUUGCAGAAUUCAAUAUUGAAGAAAACAGUGGAUCGGUGUCCAUUUGACUUUGACUCCUGUGAGUCAAGUGAUAGUCUGUCGUCGUCAUCUUCGAUUCCGGCUAUGAAUGGCACUGAUGCUGGUGUCACAAGACGUAAAAACAAGGUGCUAUUGUCCAAUGAUUUGGUGGUUGAGGAGCGUAAGCUUGCCCCCUCGCGCAGGAAAAGUCAUCUAAGAGCCAAUGAAGCUGCACCUCCAAAGAGAAAAAAUAAAGAUGUAAUGACAUUGAAGCAAAACCCAGAAAACACGACAUCAACAUUGUUCAAAACGGCCGCAAUGAACUUACCUUUGUCUUCAUUAGAUGGAAGUCAGGGCAUUGACAUCAUUGACGGAACUGGUUGGUCUGAAUCAGAGCUUGACGAUAAUGAAGUAGUAACAGCCACAAAAUACACUUUAAAAACACCUUCCCAGUGUUCUGAAAACUCGCUCUUAGAGAGAAUCGACAAGCCCGCGGAGUCGUCUGCGCAAUCUGCCACUGGACAUGCCAAAUUUAGUAAGGGCAAAAGCAGCAAGAGAAACAAAGCUAAGCGAGCUCACUCAAGGCUCAAGCUGGAAUACAAGAAAGGGAUUAAGGUGUCUCGAUCGUCGUCUCAAGCGUCAAGUGUGAAUAAUUCUGUCGCUGCACAAGUUGGUCUGGCUUCAACCAAGUUAAAACACCGAAGGAAUGCACGAGAUACGGUAUUACACAGUACAAUCUGGAGAGACCUAUAUUUUGAUUCCUCUCAAAAAACUUUGCUGCCAUUGGAUGUGACUGUUGCACCCCCUUUUGACUCCGAAUUCGAUCAAUCACUGAUAUUCUACGAUACUGACGGUGACUUGGAGAGCAAGUGUGAACUGUUGCCGCAAUUCGAAAUUUCGAUGCCACACUGUGCGUUUGCGUCAGAUCUUAACAAGCCUGAGCAAUCUCUUGCGCAAGAGGACCUAGAAACGCGCAUACUAGAUGUGAUAAAACGCGAAUUACCUAGGCUUCAGGCUUGCUACAAACGAAAAACUGCGGCGGUCCUUGUUGAAGCUCGUUUAAAAGUGCAACAAUAUCUAGCAGCACACAAAAGGCAUCGAAUGCAGUGGCUAACAUCCCGCAUUCAGGGCAAACGUUUGCGUAAAGAUUCUUUGCAAGAAAGAUUUUUAUUGAAUCAAAUGAAGCGACAAAGCCUGACGCAAAAGGUGUCACUGGGGUACACAAACGUAUUGGGUGAGUCAAUAGGUGUUGCUGGAAAGCUCGUCGUUCGAGAUGUCAAUCAGCUUCCAUGCAUUCGACCGUUAAGCAAAAGUACGGCUUACGUCGGCCUGAAAGCUAAUAUUCGUGUAGAAGACGAUCCAGUCUUGCGGUACAAACCCUAUUUCGGAGAAGAUGAUGACGGUACAAAUAUUGAUGAAGCUUGGUAUGAUGCAAUUGAGCCCAAGACGUCUACUCUGUCGAGUGGAUUAGAUAGUGAGGUAAACAAGUUUUUGUUGCGCUUAGUCGUUCGAGAGUUUGGUGCAACUGAAAAGGUGUAUGUUGCGCUCAAAAAAGUGUCUGACCUCACUCAAGCGUACUCAGACUACGCAGAAAUGCAAAAGAUAGAUGCUUCGAUCAGGCUUGCAGCGCGUCGUAUAGAUGAAGCUAAGGAUCUAAUCUCGAAAAAGUCACUAGAAUUUCCGCUGAUGAGGCUGGCAGCGUUAGAACCAGCCUUAAAUGGGACUAGUGAUCGCCAGAAGACCCUACACGAACGCUUUACACCGCCACCAGCGCACUUCGAUUCCAAUUUCGCUAAUAACCAUGCUUAUCGAGGCUAUGGCCUUGGGCUACGCUCGACGAAUGAUUAUUCGGAGUUGCUUGUUACGUAUCGAGACAUGUUGUGCCGAAUGUGUUACGAUUACCAUUGCCUCGAGCACGGCAUUGAGCAUCCACUUCCCUCUCAUCGAGUCGAUCCCUUUAAUCCAUCGCUUCGCUUUUCAGCUGUUGCGCUUGCAGCGAGUCAAAAUCAAGACAACACGGAAGAGCUUAUCCAAUCUUCAAGUAAUUGUGACUCAGCUAUCAGUUCUCCUGUUAGCAUGGAAGUGCCGGGCAGUGGCAAAUACUCAGCUGUAGAUAUUACUGAACACGAGGUCGUGCAAACCGGUGAUGCUGUAGUUGCGGACGUAGUGAUCGAAGAAGAUCUUGAGACUGUGACUUGCGACGAAAAAUUGAUCGCUGCUGAUGUGCUUGAAACUCGUCGGUCUAAUCGUUCUGCGACGAAAAGCAACUCAUUGGCGACCCAAUGUUAUAUAAAACAAAUUGCACAGCCGUUGAAAAGAAAUCCGUCUCGUCCCCCACGCUUGCAAACAUUUCCUAUCGUGGCGGAUAAGUCGGAGUAUCUUGACGAUUCUUAUUUUGAUUAUGUGAGUGCCAUUGUCAAGAAGUCUCUCAAUGCUAAUGAGAGCUGCUCGAUCGACUGCUGGAAAGCCGACAAUUUUGCCAAUGCUGCAGUUGGAUGUGAUGAGCAAAAGAAUCAUGUGAGUGCUGUGAGCGAGACUGAAAUUGUGUUACUUCAAAAGCUUCGAAGGGUAAUCGGUGAGAACCCAUGCAUCAUUUCGUCGAUGGUCAAGUCAACCACGUGUAAAGAGGUGAAGGCAUUUUUGGAGUUCGAUCGGCACACCAACUCUAAUCUGAUCAGUUUGGAUGAUGAAAUUCCACUUUUGCCUGAUGGGCGAUUAAUUCACAAUGGUCGUAAGCGUGGUAGAACACAGAGUUCACGCAACGAUAACAAUCGUAUUUUAUUAAACAGAACAAAAAACAACCGUUUGAAGAGCAAGGGAGUAAACCAUGAGUACGAACCAUGUAAUCACAAAGGAGUAUGCGAUCCGACCUACUGCUCAUGUAUGACUCGCGACCAUACGUGCGACAAGGCGUGUUCGUGCUCACGCGACUGCCCCAAUAGAUUCCCUGGGUGUAGAUGCAGCCUUGGAAAUUGCCGAACUAAGGCGUGUCCAUGCUUCAUCGCUGCGCGUGAGUGCAAUCCCGAUUUAUGCACAACCUGUGGUGCUAGCGAAGUCGCUGCACUGGUUUUUGAUGAGGACCGCAGAUAUAUGUCCGCUGUGGACUUAGGUAUCUGUUGUAACGUUAAUAUUUUGCGUGGUCUGCACAAGAAAAUUGGUAUGGCAUACUCUACGACACACGGGUGGGGUGCUUUUGCCUUAGAACCGAUAAAGCGUGGAGAAUUUAUCUACGAAUAUCUCGGCGCGCUCCUUUCGCAAGAUGAAGCAGAAAGGCGUGGUAGCAUUUACGACAAAAUGACCAUUAGCUUUCUAUUCGACGUCAAUGAUGAUUCAGUUGUUGAUGCCAUUCGCAAGGGCAAUAAAAGUAAAUUUGCCAAUCACUCAACAGUGAACAAGAAGUGUAAAGGCAAGAUAAUGACUGUUCAAGGUGAACAUCGAAUUUCGAUUUGGGCCCAGCAAGACAUUGCUAAGGGUGAAGAGCUAUUUUUUGACUAUGGCUACCAUGGAGAAACGGCACCGGAUUGGAGCCAGCUUCGUAUUAAUGAAUCUGCGCCCUUCAAGACGAAAAAAAAGACGUUUAAGAAGGACAGAAAGAUUUAA
Molecule: messenger RNA, 4140 nt
Organism: Plasmopara halstedii
Lineage: Eukaryota; Oomycota; Peronosporomycetes; Peronosporales; Peronosporaceae
Product: Transcriptional repressor EZH1
Exons: 6
Coding region: 1-4140 (1379 amino acids)
Biological process (GO): chromatin remodeling
Molecular function (GO): protein binding; histone methyltransferase activity
Source: RefSeq, a predicted model, not a curated record